Molecule: messenger RNA, 1164 nt
Organism: Drosophila innubila
Lineage: Eukaryota; Metazoa; Arthropoda; Insecta; Diptera; Drosophilidae
Exons: 4
Coding region: 1-1164 (387 amino acids)
Biological process (GO): regulation of transcription by RNA polymerase II
Cellular component (GO): nucleus
Molecular function (GO): double-stranded DNA binding; transcription coregulator activity
Source: RefSeq, a predicted model, not a curated record
AUGCGAGGAUAUUCGCCAUGGCCAGCAAAGAUUAUAGAGAACAUUAACAACAACAAGUACAAUGUGUACUUUUAUGGGACCGGACAAACUGGCGCCCGUCUAAUUGCAAAGAAUAUCUUCAAUUAUGUGGAGAAUAAGGAGAAAUUUGUCACUGCCAAGACCAUGAAACGUGUCACGUUUUACAAGGCCGUCGAUGAAAUUGAGAACGCACUUCCAACAACAUCAGGAAAUUCUGUUGUUGACGGCAGCGUUCAAAAAGCACGUGAAGAACGAAAGCUAAAGAAGCAAGUGCGAUUUGUGGAAAGCGAUGCAGAGGAUUCCACUAUGGAUUACGAUUCCGAUAAUUCCGAUGAAACCAGCUCGAUUUACAGCUCGUCUGCUGUUAAUACACCUAUGCAUACAGGUUUCACCGUACAGGUCGCUGCAAAAAAUCUACUUAUGGUCUACAUCCCCACGACCGAGUCUCUGGGCAUUAAAAUCGACUAUGGGAAACCAGAGAGUUUUGCAAAUAUCGCCGCGGAAAUUGCUUGGAUGAAAAAAGCACGUGAGGAGGCAAUUGAAUUGAAGCAACAAUUGGAAACCGGACAGAUUGAUGCUGAAUCAAUGCCAGGAAGGUUUAUAAUCGAUCCAAAACCUGAGGAAAUACCCAAGGAGGAGGCAGAGCGAUUCUUUAAGGAAUUGAUUGGAAUUGAGGAUACCCUGUUAACAGAGCGAAAGUUUCUACAGCUAUCAUAUGAAUUGAGAGACUGCUUGGGAUUUACCCAGGCCAAUGUGGGCAGAUCUCUGCGCAUACUUGAAGAUUUAAAAAAAUUACAUUUGACUCAAUUGAUGCUGAUGCGCACUCCUGAAAGUGUGCAGAUAAUUGAAAAGGUGCGUCGCUACACUGGCAAUAUAAAAAUAUGGAAAUUGAACGCAUCCGAUCAAUUGGAGUUUGACACAUACGCAAAGAAAAUACGUGAUCUUUCAACUGCCAUUUAUGAUGGCUUCAAGAUGCUCAUCAAUUUCGAGCUUGUUCCAGACAAUACAUUCCGUAGGGAGUUUAACAAGCAACUUCGUCUCUUUAAAAAAUUUACCAGGAAUACCAACGUGGAGCUCUGCUCCGCGAUGAGCCAGCUCACUUAUAAUAGUCUAAUCAAAACACAAAAUGUGGUCAACUGCUUUUAG